Molecule: messenger RNA, 5726 nt
Organism: Schistosoma spindalis
Lineage: Eukaryota; Metazoa; Platyhelminthes; Trematoda; Strigeidida; Schistosomatidae
Source: the annotation of a GenBank genome assembly
GGCCUGUGUUAGUCCUGGCAAUUGUGUUCUCUCAGUUGGUCCAACUUUCUUUUGAAAUAAUCUACGGAUGGAGCUUCAACCACGUGUUGAGCUAAUGAAUUCCACUCGUUGAUGAUUCUGUGGGAAAGUCGAUAAUCAGCUGACAAGUAAUUUGUUCUGGGCUUGUGAACUUUUUUGGAGUGCCCUCGUAACUUCUCUGUUUUGGAAGACAAGAAAAAUGAGAUCAUAUCGGGUGCAAAUUUAUCACUAAGCAAUUUGAAAACUGUAAUCAAGUCGCCUCUAGUUCUACGAUAUGACAAAAGGAAUAGGUUUAGCUUGGCCAGUCGAGCAUCAUACGGAAGCUUCGCUUAGUUGCUGUUCUCUGGACCUUUUCCAGAAGCUCACUGUCUUUUUUUAAGCAGGGGCUAGCCGCUUGUAUGCAGUACUCAAGUUUAGGACGUACGAACACUGUAUACAAAGUCAAAAACGUUUUAGCGUCGACAUGAGUAAAAGCCCUACGUAUUGACCAUAAAGUUCUAAAAGCUUUGGCGGCUAUUACAUGGCAAUGUGCAGUAGUCUUCAGAUCUUGGCUAACGAUGACUCCUAAGUCAUUAUGUGUCUGGACAACAGGUAGCUCGGUGUUAUUCAUCGUGCAUGUAUCUGUACCUUGAUGACCGUUAUGCAUCACAACACUCUUGGAAGUAUUUAUCGGCAGCUGCCAGGUAUGAGACCAUUUAGAUAGUUUCUUCAGGUCAUUUUGGAGUACUAAGCUAUCACGCUUACAUUGUAUCGUUCUUCAUAUCUUGACAUCGUCAGCAUAUAGCAAGACCGAUGAUGAUAGUAAGCGAGGAAGGUCAUUUACAUACAAAAGGAAUAGCACUGGCCCCAAAACUGUACCCUGGGGCACUCCACUAAGCACAGUUUCCCAGCUAGAUAACUUUGAGUUUACCCGUACUCUUUGUUCUCUAGAAAAGACACUGAGUAACUGUUCAUCACACUCUAUUUAGUGACUAACCUUAUCAAAACUAUUCAGACAGCGGUAUUCAUAUCCACAAAAGGAUGAUAGGCAUACAUUUGUAACAAUGUACAAAAUUGUAUCCGCAUUUUAAUAGCAAAAUAAAAUGUGAAUCCUACCAAUAGCUUUUUCAAUCAUAGAUUAAACUUACCCGUAACCAUGGAGCCACUAAACGUACAAGGAAUUCAGAGACCAAGUACAAAAACAUUGACCUAAAUUUGAACAAAUUAAAUGAAAUGAGAACCUUUCCCUAGAGUUUACUUUCAUCAUCUUAUCUGUUUUAAAAUGGUAUGUAGCUUAGUAAAGUUGGUAUCGUAACCUAUGGUGGGAAACUGAGUGACAUGGCUAAGAAUCGAUCACAAUGGUGUCGGUGUAUACACUCUUUGUCUGCCCUUGAACCGUGAGAUUAAAAUUGCUUUAUACCUUUAUUUCUACGAACUAAUUCUUCAUGUACUAUAUCCUUAUAUACAAUCCUUCUUUUGUAUAUACUACUACCAUUGAAAUUACUUCUGACUUUGGUGUUCAUCUUGUUGUGUUAAUGAGGUUCGACAACUUGAACCGAUGCAUGUACGUACCUGGUCCUACGUUGCAACUGACUGAUUUAGGGAUGAAAACAAUAUAACGACAAAUAAUAAUCAAGUUCAAAUGGUUAUCAACGGAAUAGAAGGAGCGUUUGCUUAAAGAACCUUUAUAUCUAAUAGUAUGUAAUCGAUGCCUCCAAGUAGGGACGUAGGUGUAUAAAACAAGCAGAAGAGAAGUGUUUGCAAUUUUGUGUGAUAUACUGUCCGAACUCCCUAGUAAUAUGUCAAGUUUUCCUGUGAAGGACUCUUAGAAAGUUGUCAGGGAAUUCCAAGUCUUGACUACUCAUGAAGAGUAAAUUCUUAAAAUGCUGUAGGUUGUCAGAAAAUCACCUCUAAGUUCCCCUUACUCAAAUAACUAGAGAUCCAUUAAUUUAAGGCGUUUCUCAUAAAGCUUGAGGUUGAGCUCCUAAACUGCAAUUUAGUGAUAUGCUGAUUAUUUAGCUAUCACCUAUGCUAGUCUGUCGACAGUAACUGGAUAACUGUCUGGUUAAACUUACCGAUACGAUAUAGUCUACCCUAUCAAAAACUUCGAGAAACCAAGACUUUUUAAUGACCUUCCUCAAAACUAUAUUUUUGGUGUGAAAAGAAUUUUAUGGAAUGGACUGCGAUUUCCUAAACCAUAUCGUAGUCGGAAUCAUGGUUUUUUUUAUUUAAGUCUGAAUUAAAUUUCACUAUUUUUUGUUUAAGAUAUCAUCUGGAGAUAAUUAUAGCGCUCUUAGGUACAUAUAAGUGUUUAUACUAAAAAAUCACUAGCUGAUGAUCAGAAAAAGCAAAGGCUUCAACUCUAGGUUUUUAUAAUUAAAAUGUGAACCUAGUUUUUGCUUCACGAAAAUUCUCAACUUAUAUCCAUAAAUUCAAUAUAGAUAGACUUUUUUUAUCUAAGCAGACGACACUUGAAUAGAGACAUUUAAAAAAGGUAUGAAUAUUAUUAUUAUUUUUGUAUUCAGGCCAUUCAUUUUGUUUAAUAUCACUUGGAAAAUAACAUUUAAUUCAAUAGAGUUUACGAACGUUUUCUUCCUGGUUUAGCUCUGUGAUCUUAGUUAGAGGGUUGGUUUGUGGUGUGUGCUACUCAUGUCGACAGACAUAAGUAGUAUGUAUCAUCAAUCAAAAGUGAAAUACCUGGCAGUAGAAGGUUAAGAAGAUCGAAUAAAAGAGAACGAGAACAAAGAGUGAUUGGUGUGCAGACGAAAUGACAAUGAAGUCUGAGACGAUUGAUUGACAUUUUACAAAUGAAGUGUUUACUGUAUGGUUCUCAGAUUUUACUAAGAUGUUCUGUAAUUUUGUAUUCAAACACAUUCGAUUGUCUCUACUUGUGUUCUCGUUCACUACAGGUUUACUGCUUUUUUAUAGGACAUGUUUUCUUAUAGGAUUGACUCUUCAAGAGCAACACCCAUCACGCAGUUACUACUCACGGACAUUUUUCCUCGAUUACAAAAAUCGUAGUCUGAGAACUAACAGUAAAUAGUUAUUUUGUAUAUCAGAAAUAAUUCCUUAGCUUAUCUGAUGCUUAUUUAACCAAGCACAGUAGAAAAUUAAUUUACGUAACUAAAUGCAUUAAUUUUUGGACUUCUGAUCGCAAAUAAUGUAAUUUGUGUCACAACUAUAUUCUAUAUAUUAUGUAUUCAUCUUUCAGUUGACUCAUCUAAAAAGUAAGGCCAAAAAUAAUGUCAGAUGACAGUGAUGCCUUUGCUAGUGCAGAUGAAAGUAUCCAUAUUAGUGUUGAAGCGAACGACCCAGUGGAAAAUCAUCUGCAGUCUAAUUUUAAAGAGAACUUUGGUGAUCACGACUAUAGUAAUCCAAAUAUUUUAUCUAAGCCACUUGCAAAUCCAGCGUCAUCGACAAAAAAGUCAAAUGUAGUUAAAGCAAAAAAGAACACUGUCAAACAAACGAAACUACAAUCUGUGUCCAAAAAGUUUGAAAAAGUUAAUGAAACACUGUUGAAUACCAACUCAAAGGCAAAUCUUGGAGAAGUCACAUCUGUCGGGUUUAGCGCUAAUAAAAAUGAAAGACGUGACCAACAACUUACAUCUUUCCGUCCUUCCAAAAAGUUUGAGGCGCCAGUAAAAUUUGUAAAAUCUAGAAUGGAGAGAGUAGGUUCAAAUGAUGGGGAGAAUUUCGUAGAUAAACGUAAUGAUUUUCCGAUCAGUAAUAAAGAGGAACAAGUUAUUAAUGAUGACACUAAUAAAUGUUCCAAAGUGAGCGAAUUCAUAACUGAACGACUCCCUGUAAUAGCAGAUAUUAUAAAUCCCAUCACAUCAUUUCAACUUCACUCUGAAACAGACAAACUUUCGACAGUUGAAUCUUCAACAGAAGUAGAUUUCAUAACUUCAGCUGCUCCAAGCACCCCACGCGGUCAGGGUGAUGGGAUGAGUUCACUUGUUGUGCAAGGGGAUGUAAUACAAGGAAACCCUUCAGAUGACGAGGUACUAAAACGAAGAGUUGAAAUACAAUCUGACGAGAAAAGCGAAAGGAAAGUAAUAUUGGAUACAUGGAACAGUGUUUGGAAUACACCGUGGACUAACGACGAUGAUAAUGGAGAGGUAGAUAACGACGAUGGACAGAGUGAUGGCUGGGAAGUAGACUUUUUGGAGGAAUCAGGAUAUAUAUCUGAAUCAAAGUCAAGCAACAUAAACUACUCAAUGUUUAAAAAUUCGAAGAGUCUUGACUCAACUAACAAUUCUUCAUGUGGUAGCCAGAUUUCGUCAAACAUAGAAAAGCGCGAUGUAGAACAAAAGACAAGUAGCAGCAAUUUUUCAUGGGGUUGGAGUGGUCUAUCUUCAUUCGGCCAACAAUUGACCUCUUCAUUACAAGCAACUAGUUUAAAUUUAGUACAAGGAGGUGUCGAUGUUCUGGAAUUAAUCGGACGUAAAACGAUGUCUGUAUUGGCUGAAAAUGAUCCUGGUUUCAACUAUACCAGAAAGUUUUUACGUCCACCAAACGCUAUAAAUGAUUGUCCAAAUCUUUCUAAGUUGCUACGUGAAGCUUAUGAAUUGCAUACAUCAACUGAAUCAAGUGAUCAAAAAUCCAACAAACAAAAAUGUGGUGAUUUCACUUAUCAACUAGAGUGUUCUCGCGCGUUACUUCAUUUAGAAUCAUUGGAAUUAGUUAGUGAACAAGCCAGUAAUCAAUUACAUACUCGUUUAGAUUCUUUAACAAUGGAUACUACUGAUAAUGAUAAUCUACUUGAAGCAAUAUGGACCAAUUUAAAUUUGGAUGAAAUAGAAAAUGAUGAUAAUGAUGACGAAUACGAUGUGGAUAAUCACGAUCGCAGUACUGCUGCCAACAGGAUUUCUCCAACAUAUAAUUCAUAUGCAUCGAUAAUGAAGAAAUUCAAAACGAAACUCUCUAACGAUUAUAAUCUUGUCAAACAUGAUAAAUCUGACCAACAAUUGCCAGAGAAUUUAAGUAGUCGAACUGUUCAAUUAUGGUGCAAAAUAACUGAAACAUCUGAUUGUUUAAACUCAAUUUAUCCAAAUGGGCGAUUUUUAGAAGCUGUGACUAAUGUUUGGAAAAUGUGCGACUUCGAUAAAUCGGAAAAGCUAUCGAUUGAAGAAAUUUACUUUCAAUCAAUUUCUUCAUUAGCACAAUUCACUUCGGCCUAUUUAGAAUAUUUACAUAAAUUCUCCGAGUGUAUUUUAGUUCACAUACAUAAGACUGAUAUAGAUUUUGUAGAAUUAUCACAAAUCUUAGCUUGCUUCUUCCGAAUCUCUGUUAAAGCUCAAGUUUGCCUUUCUCAAGAAUUCAUUAGAAAUAUAAAAAGUUUACAUGCGAAAAAGUCAACAGAAGUAUUUGAACAAGAAGAGUCAAAUUCUAACGUUGCUACCAUUAUCACGACACAAUUAUCAAAAAGUCAAUACAUUUCAAAUCUAUUGUUAGAAUGUAGUAAUGCACAAAAUUAUUUAAAAAGUGCAUCAAAUCUUUUAAUACCUGUUCUUCAAUUAGCUUGUUUAAAUCUUAAGUACCCAUCUAUUUUGCUCACACAAAAAACUAAGGACAAAGAAUAACUACGUUUCAUUUAAUCUUUUCUCCACUUCCGAUGAUUCCCUUUUUUGUUUUGUGCGUAAAACGGUUUGUUUUUUUAACACAGGAAAAAAUGAUCCUCAGUCUAUAUUUCGUGAUGGGAAAUCAAUAAAUAACUAUUUGAUUACUGA